CAAAAAAGUUGGAGAUGGGUUGUUGGACAGGUGUCUACCAAUGCCUUCAGCUAAGGAGAUGAUUUGACACUAACCUCAACAAAAUCAGCUAAAACACUGGGUUGGCGUGUGUAACUUUGAAACACAAAGUUCAAAGUUCAAAAAUCUACUAAAAACAUACCUGCUUGGUGAAAAGCUGAAAAUAUAAAAUCGCCCUAGUGAUAGAACAAUCUGCAACUCUCGUAUCAACCCACCAUUUUUCUCUCGGAAAUUUACGAAAUCGAUUAAUCUGAGAUGAGAUGGAUGUUGGUAUUGUCAAGAACAACAAUAUCUCUGUGUAUUUAACACUUUUUGGGUGCCUCUUCUUUUCUUAUUUCAUUUCUUCAAUAAUCCCCAAAGGUUUCUUCAGGCUGAUUUCCUUACUUCCCCUGUUCUACUACCUCGCUGCCGUGAUCCAUCUUCCCCCAGUUCUUGUAGCCGCUGGCUCACUGAUUUUGGUAAUAUCACUUGUCAAUUAUGCCGCCUUUGAACAGAGACAACGAUCCUCUUCUGCCGCUGAAUCGCUCAAAAAAUCGGUCAAUUUCGGUUAUGUAGCCGUCGAAAUUUUAGUGUCCUCUGUUUUGAUUUGCGUGUUGCUCUGCCACCAAAACGAAUUUCACCCGAAAAUUCUACUUGUAAUCUAUGGUUGCUUGGUUUUAUUAGGAGUGGAUUGUCUAGGAACAGUCUCGAAUCUGAUGCUUCAUUUCACGGUGGGCCUCGAGCUCGAAUCACCGUCCGAUCGGCCGUAUUUAUCCACUUCCCUUCAAGAUUUCUGGGGCAAAAGGUGGAACCUUACGGUGACGAAGAAUCUGUGGCGCACUGUAUAUAGCCCCGUGAAGUCAGCGUCAGCGGCGGUGGUACAGGGGAACAAACUAUUGGCCUCACUCGCCGCCGUCACGGCGACUUUUCUGGUUUCCGGUCUGUUUCACGAGCUCCUCUUGUACUUCUUGACCGGCGGCGCGAAGCCCACUUGGGAAAUGACCUCUUUUUUUCUUCUUCAUGGGUUUUGUGUCGCUCUGGAAGUGGCAAUUAAGAAGAAAGCUUCAAAUGGUCGGUGGGAGACCGAGUUGCCCCUGUGGGUGUCGGGGCCGUUGACCAUUGGGUUUGUGAUGUUGACCAGUUUCUGGCUGUUCUUCCCGCCGUUGAUUAGGAGUGGUGCUGAUAAAAUGGUUCUUGAACAACUGAGAACUUUUGCAGAGUUCGCCGGAAUACAAUGCUAAUUAAUAAUCCUAAUUUUUUGAGGCCUCCGGAGGUGUGACAUUUGAGUUUUAGAUCAAUUUUUCAGCUAAUUCUUUGUAAUAACUUUAGUUUACUGUAUGUAUACUACUAUCUUUUGAACUGCAAUACAUCGAAGAGCUAGCUUAAAACACCAAGUGUAUUGUAGGUAGUUCAUAUGUGUACAGUUUAGCCCCAAUGGAGCACUCUUCUAAGUGUACAGUUUAAGGGUCUUUUAGGUGGUGGUUAUCUCGUAAAGUGGUUUGCAUAUUACUCCCGUGCUAAUUAUAUGUCAUAAAUUAAC
This is a messenger RNA of Oldenlandia corymbosa var. corymbosa, 1537 nucleotides long. Lineage: Eukaryota; Viridiplantae; Streptophyta; Magnoliopsida; Gentianales; Rubiaceae. The record is from the annotation of a GenBank genome assembly.